AUGGUAGAGCGGCGCCUAAAGUGUUCCAGCAAAACGUGCAGUGGGUUUGGCGUCUGUAGUGCGAUUUGGAAGGUUGAUGAGUGCACCGACCAGGAUAAGUGGCGAAUAUUGGUGAACUCGAAUGGUCACUCACAAGGCGUCCUUCGCCCUAUGAAGACAUUUAUUGCUGCACAGGACGAGGCUGGUCUGCCUCCGAGGGUUAUCCUAGUGAAUAUUAAGAAGCAGGCCGAUAUCAAGCCAUCUAGCGGUGGGUGGCCGGAGCUUUCGCAGAUUCAAAACGCAUCGAAGCGUAUCAGAAGGGAACAAGGAGCCAAAAAUUCUAUUAAGUCGAUUCACAAACUGGCCCGC
Molecule: messenger RNA, 348 nt
Organism: Phytophthora sojae
Lineage: Eukaryota; Oomycota; Peronosporomycetes; Peronosporales; Peronosporaceae
Exons: 1
Source: RefSeq, a predicted model, not a curated record